Messenger RNA from Aspergillus tanneri, 837 nucleotides. RefSeq lists its product as uncharacterized. The record is from RefSeq and is a predicted model, not a curated record. Bases 1 to 837 code for a protein of 278 amino acids. The transcript has a single exon. NCBI's taxonomy places the organism in Eukaryota, Fungi, Ascomycota, Eurotiomycetes, Eurotiales, Aspergillaceae.
AUGCAGUUGUCGGGGUUUCUUCUCGCCUGCGGUCUUUUGCAAGGCGUGUGCGCCUUGGACCCUUGGUACUUCACAUGGACCGACCCCUCCAAGGAAACACACUCCGAGAGCGGUUCGAAACCAGAAAUCUGCAAGGAGAUUGACAAUCCCAUAGGGAGACAUUUUGAAUGGGGCGCGGGGGAUGGCUGGUGUAUCUAUUUCUGGGAGAAUCGCAACUGCACCGGUUAUGCGAGCGCCGGACACACCUGCAAACCCUGGCCGUGGAAGGCCGAUGCACAGCACAGUCAUCUUCGAUCCUUCAAGGUGGCUGUUAACGGCACCGCCGUACCGACCUCUCCCAGUGAUUUAACGAGCGCUUCGCUCAGCACGUCCACCACUACUUCAUCCACCAGUUCAUCCACCAGUUCGCCAAUCAGCAGCCCAACCAACAUCCCAACCAGCACCCCGACUGCCGACGCGCUAUCUGUAGAGAACACUGACAGCAGCGGCUCGCUAUCCGGAGGCGCAAUCGCAGGCGUGGUAAUCGGCGUGCUGGCCGGUGUAGCUCUACUUGCAGCUGCAGUCUGGUUCGUGUUCUUCCGACGACAGAAGAAACCGGCGACAACGCCGGAAUCGUCCUCGGCGCCUGACCCUCCUGCCACUGAUAACGACGCCGACAAAGAGGAGCUCGUGCCCCGUGAACCACCCCCGGCCUUUGAGCCAACUGCCGAGUUGCCCUAUACCCCGAAGGAGAAGCCCCCCAUCGAGCUUCGAGGGGACAAUGCGAUGGUGGAAAUGAGUGACUCACACCGGGUUGUGGAGUUGGAUGCGACGGAAACAGUCCAGCGGCGGUAUUGA